UAAAAUAUGCCAGAAUAUAUCGUUUUAUCAUUCCGAAAACUUUCGUUUCAGAGAAUUAAAGCUGUCCUGAUAUUUCCUUUAGUAAUUCAAGCAAUGAAGGCUCCCUCUGAGAAAAAAUGCAAAUUAUCGUACAAACCGCUCCCUACACUAGCGCCAAAAUUAAAUAUGGCGCGACAUGUCGCUUUGAAGUAUGUUGUGAGUUUUACUUCUCAGGAUGAAACCCAUUCCGUGCAAAACCUUCUAAAGGAUGGAUGUUUCAAAAAAUGGCUGUCUAAUCCCAAAGAUAGAACUGGAAUAAUGGAAGGAGUAUUUCAGUUGGAUCAAGCAUCUGUGAUAUCGUAUUUAGAUAUUGGUUCACAUAUGUGCUCCAAUAUAGAAAUCCGUGUUGGAAAAUCUGAUUGGCCUCAGAGUCGGCAGUUUGAGCCAUUAAUAAGAAACAUCAAUUUAAUGACACUCUCUGAUGUUCAACUUGGUCGUAAUGUAGAUCACACAUCUAUGUUCAGUACUAAGGAUUUUUGUCCUGCAGCUUCUAAUGGCGUUUGGGAUCGUAUUCAUGUGAUUUGUCGACAGAUUUAUCGUAAAAAUGUCCAGUUUGGUCUCUCUUUCAUCAGAAUAAAAAGUAAACAUGUAGAUUCUUCAUCACAGUCACCUAAACAAACUGUUGAAAAGGAUAUAUCAAAGAAAAUAUCAAAUGAAAUGAUUCAGCAGCAUUUUUUCAAAAGCAAGCAGCCUUCUGUAUCUGAAAAUGAAAAACUUAAAGCCCAAUUAUUGAAAUUAUCCUCUGGAGAGGGUGGGCCUGAGUCGGUACAAGGAUUAUCUCGAACUGCUCAAAUGUUGCUUGCUGCUAAAGAAAAUGUUGGGAAAUAUUCUCCUGAAACUCGAUACAAAUCUGAUGGAAAAACUAAAAACAAUGUGUUAUUUUCAGAAACAGCUGCUCAAAGACAGAAUUUAACGAUAGAAGAAGAAAUGGAUUUAUUUAUAUCAAAGUUAAAAAUUAACAGGAAACAAUUACAUUCUGUUACCAUAGCUGAUCUACGACACCAGUUUGAAAAGAGGAAGAAGCGGAAAUUGACUGUUGAAGAGCGGAGCACUUAUGCAACCAAAGUCACUGACCAUAUCAAUAGUGUAUUUUCUUUGAGGGACUUACAUAAAAAGGAGAAGGUAAUUGACCAAAAGGAGGAAGAACAGCAGUCCAAGAGGCUUAAAAUUGAACACAGGAACCAUAACACAACAAGCAAUAACAUGCCAUUGCCUUCAGCUGCUUCAACAUCAAAAAGUAAUUUUUCCAAUUUGCAACAUAAAGCAACAAACUCAAUUGAGACAAAAGAAACUCAAGAAGGCUUGGGUGAUUUUCAGUUAGUGAUGGAUAUGCCUGAAGAUUUACCAAAGACCAUUAAUACUAAGAAUCAGAACUUAAAUACAUCUGAUAAUAAUUUUGAACCUUUGCUUCAAAAUGCCAACUUUUUAAAUUCUAGUGAAAUAUCAUCUGGUAAAUUAGAAGCAAUGACUAUUAAAAAGGAUUCUUUUGCUCUGGGUAAAACCAGACAUACCAAAACCUCUCCAAAAAAUUCGUUUUCAUCUUCAAGGGACCACACUGCUACAUCUAAUACAGAUAUUGGAGUGGAUCUUGAAGAAAUGGACUCUGAUUGUGUUAGUUGUCCACUCUGUGGAGAAUUAUUCCCAGGAGAUGUUAUUGAAAUGCAUGCCAAUGUGUGUGCUGAUAGCCAGCAGUUUGAAUUAAAUUAUUCUCCUUGAAUUGGGUAAUAACUGUUGUUUUGGGACUGUUAUAUUAUGUAAACACUUCAUUUUUAAAGUCAGUAACUCACAACUAUUACUACUCAGUCAAACCAACAGAUUUGAAAGCUAAAAGACACAGGUGAGAAAAUAAAAUUCACUUAUGAAACUAACAGAUGAAGUUAAUAUUGGAGAGAAUGAGAUAUAGUAAGACGGCUUUUAUCAACAAAUUCCAAGAUAUCAUCUGCAUGAUAAACUAAACUACAUGGUUGCUCAGUCUGCUAGAAACAGGAGACAAAUCUCCUUUGAUUCACACCCAACCAUAUUAAAGAUACAUUGAACAAUGUAAUCUUUGAUACUACACAAAAAGAUGACGAGGGAUCAUUACUGGAAUGCUUUUGAUCACAGGUGUACUUGACCAGGACUGAUCUGUUGUUAAACGAUGACUAAGUUGGUGUAAACUCAUACAGAAUGAAUUUUUGAAAAAAAAAUUGUUUCUACAGCAACAAAUACACAUUUCUUUGUAUUUGCUUUGCUAACACUUGUGUAACUUAUAGUGAGGGGCAAGUUACAUUUCACCAAGGACAAUCAAAAAAGCAAAAUUAAUUU
Molecule: messenger RNA, 2343 nt
Organism: Octopus sinensis (East Asian common octopus)
Lineage: Eukaryota; Metazoa; Mollusca; Cephalopoda; Octopoda; Octopodidae
Exons: 9
Coding region: 7-1755 (582 amino acids)
Biological process (GO): single strand break repair; base-excision repair
Cellular component (GO): nucleus
Molecular function (GO): damaged DNA binding
Source: RefSeq, a predicted model, not a curated record